Messenger RNA from Histoplasma capsulatum G186AR, 1488 nucleotides. RefSeq names its product COP9 signalosome complex subunit. Lineage: Eukaryota; Fungi; Ascomycota; Eurotiomycetes; Onygenales; Ajellomycetaceae. The coding region runs from base 1 to 1488 and encodes 495 amino acids. The record is from RefSeq and is a predicted model, not a curated record. Gene Ontology annotation, cellular component: COP9 signalosome. The transcript is spliced from 3 exons.
AUGGAGUCGCUUGCUAGCCCGUCUCCGUUUGCGGGGGCUACAGAUGUGGAGAUGGUUAUGGGGCUCGGGGAUGGUGAUGGUAUUGGAAACAGUAAGGUUGGUAAGAAGGUCGGGAAGGGUAAGGUUGUCAGAGUCGAAGGGAGAACGAAGUUUGCUAGACUCUAUCUGAUCGGAACCUGCUCGACGUUUCUCUCCGUUGAGGCUUUGAAGAUGGCAGUUGUAGACGCCAAAGGGGGAAAGGAUGUGGGUUCUUAUACCAAAGCUGUUGAAGCUUUGGCACGCGUAGCUCCGCAGGAUCCAGAAGCUAAGCUUGAUACUGCAUGGGUUGGUCAUACAUCAAGAGUGGUGAAAGCUGAGACAGAUCGGCUGGAGCAUGAGCUCAAGGGAUACAAGAACAACCUGAUUAAGGAAAGCAUUCGGAUGGGCAAUGAGGACCUGGGCCACCACUAUCAUCUCAUCGGGGACCUGCCAUCCGCCUCCAAAGCCUACUCUCGAAUGAGAGAAUACUGCACCACCACGUCCCACAUCGGGUCUAUGCUUUUCAGGAACAUCCACGUCGCCAUCGACCGCGGUGACUGGCUGGGCGUCCAAUCCAGCGUGCAACGUCUGCGCAAUCUUCAAUUCAAGCCCGAAGACGAGGCCAAAAACAAAGCCAAGAUGUUCGCCGCGCUCGGCCUAUCCCAGCUUGCCUCAUCCGCCUACCACUCAGCGGCAAUAAACUUCCUGUCCACGGACCCGAUCCUAGCGGACAACUACAAAGAAGUAAUCUCGGCCAACGACAUUGCAGUCUACGGUGGCCUCUGCGCGCUUGCCUCCAUGGACCGUGCUGACCUCCAGACCCACGUCUUGGAAAACAAAUCCUUCCGCAACUUCCUGGAACUGGAGCCCCAUAUCCGCCGCGCCAUCUCUUUCUUCUGCGCGUCGAAAUUCCGUCCCUGUUUGGACAUCCUCGAGGCCUACCGUGCUGACUACCUCCUCGACAUUCACCUCCAGAAGCACGUGCCCGUGCUCUACUCCCGCAUCCGCACCAAGGCCAUGCAGCAAUACAUCAUCCCUUACAGCCGCGUGAUGAUCGACACGAUGGUUAAAAUCUUCUCGCCAGACCAGGCUGCGCUAAUCAAGCGUGACGGAGGCACCAUAGACUUGCAGUCGCCGUUUAUUGUUGAGCUGAUCGAUUUGAUCCAGGAGGGCACGCUGGAUGCGCGCAUUGAUGUUGAGAAGGGCGUGCUUGUCACCAAGCAGACAAAUACGAGAGAGGAUGUGCAGGCGGCGGUGAUCCAAAACAUCAAGGAGUAUGUCAAUGCGGCCCACAUUCAGUUGUUGCGGAUGAAUAUUUUGCAUGCGGGCUUGGAGGUGCCUCCUGUUGGCGCUGAAGCGGAUGGUGGGCCUGCAGGUAUGCGUGCCAGAGCUGCUGCUGCGGAGUCUGCGAUGAGAAAGGGGUUUCCGCGGGGGAAGGGAUUGAAGGGCCCGUUUAAAGGGAAAGAUUGA